AGCGAGUCAUAUUGAAAUAUAUACGCAGAGCACGUGAAGGCAACACAACAUGGACACAAACUUUGGUGUGACAGUCGGCGAGGGAGGAGAUAACCACUCUGGGAUGGCGACGGUCACUUGUCUGGCCUAAAAGGCGUGGGGCAGUAGUCGGUGUGGGGAAAACUCUGGCUGUCCAGGAGGGUUUGAGCCGCCAUGGGGACGCGGCUGUCUCGCAGCGGCAGCAGCCUGUCACUCCUGCCGGACAGGCAGCGCUCUGAGCGGCGGGAAGAGGACAGAGACUCCGAUAACGAGUCUUUGGACGGGCUCGGCAGACGGGAGGACAUAGCAGAGUUCCCGUACGUGGAGUUCACGGGCAGGGAUAGUAUAACGUGUGCAACAUGCCAAGGCACCGGGCGAAUCCCCUCAGAUCAACUGAAUGAACUGGUUGCAUUGAUCCCAUACAAUGACCAAAGGCUGCAGCCCCAAAGAACGAAGCUGUAUGUGGUCCUGUCUGUUGUGUUGUGUCUCCUGGCUUCUUCGCUCGUGGCCUUCUUCCUCUUCCCUCGUGCCGUGAUCGUGGUGGACGAUGGGAUACACACAGUCACUGUGCUCUUCGAUCACACCAAUAUGAAGGUCCAUAUGAACAUGACGAGCACUCUGAACCUCACCAACCCAAACUUCUUCUCGGUGCUGGUGCAGAGCUUGAGCUGCCAGGUCCUCUACAUGAAGACGGUGGUCGGGACUCAGCUGCUGAACAAUGCCACCACCAUCCAGCCGCUCAGUGAGAAACAGGUCAACUACACUGUGGGUGUGGAGAUUGGUAGCAGCGCUCCCUACGUCUAUGCCUUCUGCACCAUGCCCAGCAUCAAGGUCCACAACAUCGUUGUGUAUGUGCAAACCUCAGUGAAAACCUCGUACAUGGUGCGAACAUCCCAGAACAGCCUCGAGGCCUAUCGCUACAUAGACUGUGGUUCUAACACCACGUACCAUCAGAGAGCCAAGAACCUUUUCCUCAGCGCUCCUCUGCUGUGAGUGGACCACUCCUGGAAGGAGGAGGAGGCCAGCACACGCUCCAGGAUGGAUUUCUCCCUCCUAUGCAGACAAAACCACCAGCAGCAACACACCAAGUGGUGCUUUGGCAGAGUACCUAACGUUAAAUAGCAGAUGAAGUUAAUUUCCUGGAAGACAUGGGGUGUUGAAAGCGUGGCCGCUUUUUUUUUUUAAUCUGCACAUUGAUUUUCCUUGGACAGGCAGGAGGCAACAGAUUUGUUGUGGAUGUCUCUUGCCACAGCUGCCACGUGUGGUUUUUACUUGCAUUGGUGGGACUUAAGAUUGUCUAGAAUAUCUCAGUUUAAAAAGAAAGUCUUGCUAUGUGACAAACUGGACGAGUCAUUGCCAACCAGCGCUCUGUGGCCUGUGUUGGAAGCAGGACAAGAGGCAGAGAAAGCUCUUUUCUUAAAGGGGAACAUUCCCAGCUGACAAUGAAAGUGCCACCGGUGGCAUUUUUGCCAUAGCUUUAAUUAGUGCUGCAGAGCUCUGUCUGUGUCUGCUGCUGCGACAUAAGGAGAGCAUUCUUCAGCAGAGCUUGAAUGACCUUUUGGUAUCGAAACACUGUGUUGACUGAAAGCUACUGAGUAGAACAGAGGGAGGGAUCAUUUAAAAUGUUUUUGCACCUUUUGAAACUGGAAUAUAUUCUAUCGCUUUACUCUGGGUUAUUUAACUGUUUCUAAAGUCUAGAAAACAUUUAACAUAUCACACGUGUUUUUAAACUAAUCAAUAAGUUAUUUCUGUUACAUCGUUUACACACACAGUAAUUUUUUAAAAUUUAGAUUCAGGGUAUGUCCUAUUUACUAAUCGCGUUAACAAAUCUAUAGUAUUAUGGUUAAGGAGUUCUUAAUCGUCACCUCUGUGGCUUAUCAACCUCUAAAUGUCUCUGUGGAGCAUUUCAGUAAAUAACCGCUGAGUGCAACCUUACUUACAUCAGCAAGUAUCCUCAAAUGACAAUAAAAAUAUGAAAAUAUCUGGUUUGACUGACGUGAGGUAACACUCAAAUCCGGAAACAAAGUGACUGAAAGCAAUAGUGUUUUUUUUUUUUAAAGGGACAGUUUGUAAA
Larimichthys crocea (large yellow croaker) is the source of this 2092-nucleotide messenger RNA. RefSeq names its product transmembrane protein 106C. The coding region runs from base 193 to 1011 and encodes 272 amino acids. The record is from RefSeq and is a predicted model, not a curated record. NCBI's taxonomy places the organism in Eukaryota, Metazoa, Chordata, Actinopteri, Sciaenidae. The transcript has 8 exons.